Molecule: messenger RNA, 2733 nt
Organism: Anguilla anguilla (European eel)
Lineage: Eukaryota; Metazoa; Chordata; Actinopteri; Anguilliformes; Anguillidae
Gene: nlgn2a
Product: neuroligin 2a
Exons: 8
Coding region: 208-2733 (841 amino acids)
Biological process (GO): presynaptic membrane assembly; neuron cell-cell adhesion; chemical synaptic transmission
Cellular component (GO): synapse; postsynaptic specialization membrane; cell surface
Molecular function (GO): signaling receptor activity; neurexin family protein binding
Source: RefSeq, a predicted model, not a curated record
AAGGGGGUCUCUACAAACUCUACACAUCUCUUUUAGUUCUCCUCAGUGGCUCUCUCCUUUAUUCUUUUUCAGUCUGUUUUUUCGUUCCCUCCUUUUUCCUCCGGCCUCUUUGUUCGAGACCGAAGCUAAAACAGACGAACAAGGGAACGAAAAAGAAAAAAAAAGAAAGAAAGAAAGAAAGAGAGGGAACGGGGAGAAGGCGAACGGAUGAUGCAUCUCUUCCCGCCGCGAGACUGCAAGCUCCGCCCCCACCCUCGGCGGAUGACGGACGCUAGCCUGGUCUGGCUCCUGGGCCUGGCCCUCCGGUUGGCCUUGACCGCCGGGCAAAAGACGGGGGAAGGGGGCGGCGCCGGCGCCGGCGCGGGGGGCGGCGGCAAGCACCCCACGGUCGCCACCAACUACGGCAAGCUGCGCGGCGUGCGCAAGGACCUGAACAACGAGAUCCUGGGCCCCGUGGAGCAGUACCUGGGCGUGCCCUACGCCACGCCGCCCGUGGGCGACCGGCGCUUCCAGCCGCCCGAGGCGCCGGGCUCCUGGCAGGAGGUGCGCAACGCCACGCAGUUCCCGCCCGUGUGCCCGCAGAACGUGCACGGCGUGCUGCCCGAGAUCAUGCUGCCCGUCUGGUUCACCGACAACCUGGACGUGGUGGCCGGCUACAUCCAGAACCAGAGCGAAGACUGCCUGUACCUCAACGUCUACGUGCCCACCGAGGACGGUCCGCUCACAAAAAAACACGAUGAAUCUUCGAUGAACAGGCCGAGAGACGAAGAUAUUCGCGAUCGCAGGAGGAAGCCGGUCAUGCUGUUCAUCCACGGCGGCUCCUACAUGGAAGGCACCGGAAACAUGUUCGACGCCAGCGUCCUGGCCGCCUACGGCAACGUCAUCGUGGUCACCAUGAACUACCGGCUGGGCGUGCUCGGUUUCCUGAGCACGGGGGACCAGUCGGCGAAGGGGAACUACGGGCUGCUGGACCAGAUCCAGGCGCUGCGCUGGCUGAACGAGAACAUCGGCCAUUUUGGGGGCGACCCGGAGAGGAUCACCAUCUUCGGCUCCGGGGCGGGGGCGUCCUGCGUGAACCUGCUCAUCCUGUCCCACCACUCCGAGGGCCUGUUCCAGCGGGCCAUCGCCCAGAGCGGCUCGGCGAUCUCCAGCUGGUCCGUGAACUACCAGCCGCUCAAGUACACGCAGAUCCUGGCCCGCAAGGUGGGCUGCAGCCUGGGCGAGACAGCGGAGCUGGUGGAGUGCCUGCGCCGCAAGAACUUCCGCGAGCUGGUGGACCAGGACAUCCAGCCCGCCCGCUACCACAUCGCCUUCGGGCCCGUGGUGGACGGGGACGUGGUCCCCGACGACCCGGAGAUACUCAUGCAGCAGGGGGAGUUCCUGAACUACGACAUCCUGAUCGGCGUGAAUCAGGGCGAGGGGCUGAAGUUUGUGGACGACGGCGGCUCGGAGAGCGAGGAGGGGAUCUCCGCUGCCGCGUUCGACUACACCAUCUCCAACUUCGUGGACAACCUGUACGGCUACCCCGAAGGUAAAGACAUCCUGCGGGAGACCAUAAAGUUCAUGUACACGGACUGGGCCGACCGGGACAACGGCGAGAUGCGGCGCAAGACGCUGCUGGCGCUGUUCACCGACCACCAGUGGGUGGCGCCGGCGGUGGCCACGGCCAAGCUGCACGCCGAGUUCCAGUCGCCCGUCUACUUCUACACCUUCUACCACCACUGCCAGACGGAGGCGCGGCCGGAGUGGGCGGACGCCGCGCACGGCGACGAGAUCCCCUACGUGUUCGGCGUGCCCAUGGUGGGCGCCACCGACCUCUUCCCCUGCAACUUCUCCAAGAACGACGUCAUGCUCAGCGCCGUCGUCAUGACCUACUGGACCAACUUCGCCAAGACCGGGGACCCGAACCUGCCGGUCCCGCAGGACACCAAGUUCAUCCACACCAAGCCCAACCGCUUCGAGGAGGUGAUCUGGACCAAGUUCAACUCCAAGGACAAGCAGUACCUGCACAUCGGCCUGAAGCCGCGCGUCCGCGACAACUACCGCGCCAACAAGGUGGCCUUCUGGCUGGAGCUGGUGCCCCACCUGCACAGCCUGCACGAGGAGUACCUGAGCUCCACCACCACCCGGCUGCCCCCGGACACGCCCCGCCCGCCCCACUGGAAGGGCCCCGGCCCCCGCACCAUCCGCCACCCAACCCCCACCUACCCCCCCGACCCGGACCCCGAGGGCUCGGACCGGCCCGCCGUCCUGCACUUCCCGGGCAACACGCGCGACUACUCCACGGAGCUGAGCGUGACGGUGGCGGUGGGCGCCUCCCUCCUCUUCCUCAACAUCCUGGCCUUCGCCGCCCUCUACUACAAGCGGGACAAGCGGCACGAGCUGCGGCGGCGGCUGUCGCCCCAGCGCGGGCCCGCCAACGACCUGGCGCACAGCCAGGAGGAGGAGCUGAUGUCGCUGCAGCUGAAGCACUCGGAGCACGACGCCCACCACGACCUGGAGCCGCUGCGCCCGCACGACAUCCUGCGGCCCGCCUGCCCGCCCGACUACACGCUGGCCCUGCGGCGGGCGCCCGACGACGUGCCGCUCAUGACGCCCAACACCAUCACCAUGAUCCCCAGCACCAUCACCGGCAUGCAGCCCCUGCACGCCUUCAACACCUUCCCGUCCCCGUCCCCCGCCCCCGGCCACAACAACACCCUGCCCCACCCCCACUCCACCACCCGCGUAUAG